Perognathus longimembris pacificus (Pacific pocket mouse) is the source of this 3285-nucleotide messenger RNA. RefSeq names its product septin 2 (gene Septin2). The coding region runs from base 193 to 1278 and encodes 361 amino acids. The transcript has 13 exons. Gene Ontology annotation, biological process: regulation of exocytosis; cell division; cytoskeleton-dependent cytokinesis. NCBI's taxonomy places the organism in Eukaryota, Metazoa, Chordata, Mammalia, Rodentia, Heteromyidae. Gene Ontology annotation, molecular function: GTP binding; molecular adaptor activity; GTPase activity. The record is from RefSeq and is a predicted model, not a curated record. Gene Ontology annotation, cellular component: synaptic vesicle; septin complex; microtubule cytoskeleton.
CUCCCGCCAUCGCUCCGCACGGACACUGCCAGCUGCCCGCCCCGCUGCCUCAGGCCCUCCGCGGCCCCCUCGCCUCUCUAAGUAAACGCCCUUCCCCCAACUCUAGCUGCUCACCAGGCGAAGAAUCUCUUUACCUGUUCCACUCUUAUUAGCGUGAGGAAACCAAGCUCAUAAGGAAAACAAUCACAAAAAAUGUCUAAGCAACAGCCAGCUCAGUUUAUAAAUCCAGAAACUCCUGGCUAUGUUGGAUUUGCAAAUCUUCCUAAUCAAGUUCACCGAAAAUCAGUGAAAAAAGGUUUUGAAUUCACACUGAUGGUAGUUGGUGAAUCCGGUCUAGGAAAAUCAACUCUCAUCAACAGCCUAUUCCUUACUGAUCUCUACCCAGAAAGAAUCAUACCUGGAGCUGCAGAGAAAAUUGAAAGAACUGUCCAAAUUGAGGCUUCAACUGUUGAGAUUGAAGAGCGGGGAGUCAAGCUGCGCCUUACAGUUGUGGACACACCUGGCUACGGGGAUGCCAUCAACUGCAGGGACUGUUUUAAGACCAUUAUCUCAUACAUUGAUGAGCAGUUUGAACGCUAUCUGCAUGAUGAAAGUGGCUUGAACAGGCGACAUAUCAUUGAUAACAGAGUCCAUUGUUGCUUCUACUUUAUUUCACCUUUUGGACAUGGAUUGAAGCCAUUAGAUGUUGCAUUUAUGAAAGCAAUACACAAUAAAGUGAAUAUUGUGCCUGUCAUCGCAAAAGCGGAUACUCUCACUCUGAAGGAACGGGAGCGGCUGAAGAAAAGGAUUUUGGAUGAAAUUGAAGAACAUAACAUUAAAAUCUAUCAUUUACCUGAUGCAGAAUCAGAUGAAGAUGAAGACUUUAAAGAGCAGACUAGACUUCUCAAGGCCAGUAUCCCAUUCUCCGUAGUUGGAUCCAACCAGUUGAUUGAAGCCAAAGGCAAGAAGGUCAGAGGUCGCCUCUAUCCUUGGGGUGUUGUGGAGGUGGAGAACCCAGAGCACAAUGACUUUCUGAAGCUGAGAACAAUGCUCAUCACCCACAUGCAGGACCUCCAGGAAGUGACCCAGGAUCUUCACUAUGAAAACUUUCGUUCUGAGAGGCUCAAGAGAGGUGGCAGGAAAGUGGAGAACGAGGACAUGAAUAAAGACCAGAUCUUGCUGGAAAAGGAGGCUGAGCUCCGCCGCAUGCAGGAGAUGAUUGCAAGGAUGCAGGCGCAGAUGCAGAUGCAGAUGCAGGGUGGUGACAGUGACAGUGGGGCGCUUGGGCACCAUGUGUGAGGUGAUAUUUACAUGUUGAAACACUCUUGGAUAAAAUGAACACAUUCCAGAUGAGUGCUGCAACUGAGUUUUCUUGAAAUCCUUGGAAGGGUGCCUAUACAAAUAUUAAGUACCUGUGCCUGAGAAUCAACCUACCUACCUUCGUACCUAUCUUUCUUUUUAGAAAAACUCUGUGAUUUUGUAUGAAAUGCUUUUAACAUUUAUAUUUCAUUGCUAUGUUACAUUUUAUUUGUGAGGUAAACUCAUUUUCAUGUUUUUCCUCCGUAGCCAUCAAUGUUACUAGAAUUCAUUUGUAAGAAUUACUCAUUAUGUGUUGUUAAUACUGAAUUUCUUCAGUUUAGCUGGUCUAAGUAACUAAUCAAUGACAGCCACUCUCGAUUUAUAUCUAGAAGAUUCAGAUUUAACCCAUAAUGUUCCUGCAUGAAAAGCAUGUUCUCUCUGCCAGAGAAGGAUAUGUGGUCUAAGUCCUACUGUAUGAAGACUCUCAAUCUUCCUUAGUUUUAUAUUUGUGCACAACACCUAAGACAAGUUUUGCUGCUAUAAUCCAAUUCUGUUACUUCAUCUGCACAUUUACCUGUUAACCAAGUAGAACUGAAAUAUCUAAUGAGACACAUGUUUAUGCUUAACAGGCUUUUAGGUGUGAAUUUUAAGAACUCUCUAUUCUGAUGCUAGAUCAUUUAAAAAUCAUUUGUGCAGAAAGUGACAAAGACUUUCUAUAGUGCCCUCCUCUACACUGUGCUGCAGAGAAAAUCAAGGCAGCUGUAGGAUCCAGCCUCACAUUGCAAUAAGACUCUACACAAUGAGAGUCCAUAAACUGUUUUUACUCGACUAAAUUAUUUCCUGAGUUGUAGGAAAUGAUAUAUUUUUAAAACCAGUCUUUAAUAUUUUAUACUGCACUUUAAUGUACAUUCUGUAACUGCAGUUGUAAAAGAUCUGCCUCAGAAGUGUAAAUUGUCAUUUCACUGGCAUGAACUUGGCUUGUCACUGCCUGAAGGCCUUGGUCCAAUGAAUCCCAGUGGCUGCCGGGUCUUUCUGAUUUAGUUUUUCCUUCAUUUGCUUAUUGACUUUCUUUUAAAGAACAGUAACAAUUUUUUCAUCUGCAGAUUAUCUCAUCUACAUUCUCAUUUUCUUCAGUUUAUGUGUUAAAAUUUUCCGUGUGUCAUAUAAGAAUGAAAGGUAAUUCAGACCUGUUGCUUGCUGUAUGAUGGUAGACAGGCGGCUGCAGUGAAAGCCAUGUCUGGUCUGUCUCUUGAUGCUAUGGACCUGCCCUUCCUGCCCUGCCCUUUCCUCUAGCAUCAUCUAGAAGUCCCUUUCUAUCUUGUCUGCUAAGGCCAGGAUAUGAGUGCAGAAAGGAGCGGGUUGAAGGAGAUAGCAGUGUGGUGGUUUAGUAUUUUCAUUUCAUUCUAUUCCAACGGGAGUUGAGCUGAAAGAAAUGCUUGAGAUGAGAUGAGGAUUUGGGAUUUUGAGGCUUUCUUUUCUUUUGGGCCAAAAGCAAUAAAACAAGACUCAAAAAUUGUUAGUUAUGAAGUUAUACAACAGAAAAUCAUUUAGGGACCUCACUUUGCCCUUCAUUGUUGAUCAUUGUGGUCAGAGGCUCAUUUUGUGCAAUUUCUACCAAGAAACGUGUUGCAUGACUUCAGAAUAUACCCAUACAGAGUCACUUAUUUGAGUUAUUUUGUCGUUUGUUAACUUUGCUCAAGAAAGCUGUAAAAAAGAAAAGUGUUUCUAAGUUGUCAGUGUAUGUGUCAAUAAAGCCACUAUGUAGUACCAGCUGCCACCAGUGGAUGGCAUUGUGGGCUGGGAGGACCUGUGUCUCACUUUCAAGUCCCCCUUUGGUUUUGCUGUCCAAAUGUAAGUGUAUACUUAUUCUAAUCCAUAAUUGCUCUUUCACUAAAGAUAUAAUCUCUGACUAUAGUAAUGUAUUUUGAAAACACUUAUUUUACACAGCAAGUUUGUAUCCGUUUAAACUAAACUAACCUUUUUCAAUAAAGCACUAUUGUUUAGAUA